Messenger RNA from Lobosporangium transversale, 1845 nucleotides. RefSeq lists its product as hypothetical. NCBI's taxonomy places the organism in Eukaryota, Fungi, Mortierellomycota, Mortierellomycetes, Mortierellales, Mortierellaceae. The transcript has a single exon. The record is from RefSeq and is a predicted model, not a curated record. Bases 60 to 1595 code for a protein of 511 amino acids.
UCCUUGUUGCCAUUUCCCAGACCACAGUCAUUCCCUCACCACACUUCACAACCAUCAACAUGAGCCAGCACCCCUUACAUAUUCCAGAAAUCAUCUCGCUUGUUGGCGACUUUCUCAGUCUAGAGGACACCCUACAGUGCAUUCGUGUCUCCAAAAGCUUCCACGAAAUACUCAUCAAGUUCAUAUGGAGCCGUAUUACUGUUACUGACGAUGAAAAUACUUCUUAUCCUACCGGCGAAGCAUUGCAGAACAAUAAAAUACAUCUUGAAGAACUCGAGCUCUAUCACUUUCCAGAGGAGUACGUGUCAUUGCAGGGGUGUGCUCGUCUCCAUACCAUCAAAUUCGUAACAAGUAUGCCGGUAUAUGAAGAUCCGGUGGCCGUGACCAAUCUCUCAGCCUUCAUCAAGGCCCACAACUCCACAAUCACGAAAUUUACCUGUUAUGGUCCAAUCCCACAAAGGACCUGGAAAGCACUGCUGAAAUGCCCCAACCUCAACCAUUUGGUUAUUGAUGGAACGGGAAUAAUGAAAGAAAUAGUCGAUGAUUUCUUUCAAAUGUGUAAAAGACUUGAGUACUUGGAGUUGAGUAAAACAAAGAUAUGUCAACUACCUACUGGUUUCUUGAGCGAUCCCACGGACAACUAUGUCUUUGCGAAGAUGUCUACGCUAAGGCUUUUGGAUGUCACGAUACAGGACCCUUCAGGUUCACAUAGUCUACCACUUUGUCCUAGCAUGUUGAUUAAGAAAUGUCCAAACCUGCGCUCACUGGCAUUCCAAAAGUAUCAAAGGUACAAAGCCUUCUGCGGGGAAGCACUCUUUCAGCAACCCUGGACAUUAUCAGGGCUAUCAGACCUAUCCUUCCUCGAGAUGGACGUUAAGGACGAGGACAUGGCCUCGCUUCUCAGGCAGAUAACCGAGCUAAAACAGCUGGUAUUGUCAAAUAAAAGACAUUCUUCUUCCCCAGAGCCGUGUAGUUUCGGUUGGCUCUCCAUGCAAGAAUUACUAGCAGACAGACACAUGAUACAAGAGACGAGGUUCGGGAGACUCUGCGAGAUGAUCGAGACAAUAACGUUCGAUGUACGCGGUUUCAAGACAGAUGGUAUUCUGCUAGCAAUCCUAUGUAAUUGCCCAUGUCUGAAACAACUAAUAGGACCUAAAAUCACAGUGACAGAGAUUGUCAAUGGUGCGGAAUGGGUCUGUACCAAGUUGGCUGACCUGACUAUCUAUAUCCAAGCUGACGUUGAUUAUGAGACCAUAGAAGGCCUGGAGAAGCAGCGCGCUGUGUUCAAGCAGCUAGGCAAGUUGACUCGAUUACGUUCUCUUGACCUGGCAAUGAAGACUGCUUGGCAUCCGGCGAUGAGGACACUGAACUUGAGGCUAAAGGCGGGACUGGAUGAGCUAUCUAGCCUAAAGCGUCUGGAAGGCUUAAAGUUCCAUGCUGAGAUCGGUCAGCAAAUGCAGCCAGAAGAUGCGACAUGGAUGAUGGACAAUUGGCCGAAUAUUAAACAAUUGAGGGGCAAUGUGAACGCCAACCAAGAUAUAUAUGAUUCGAUUGCUAAUAUACUUCAACCGCGCGCAUCCGUGAGUAACUAUUAAUAUUAGCUUGGCAGCCGUUUACAAAUUAAGCGGCAUCUUUUUCGGAACUUCCUUCGUAUCAAUAUCUACGUAAUAAGAAACUGUUGCACAAAAGGCUAUCCUCACCUCUUUAAUCCGAAUUGGCCAGGAGAGGGAGGGGAGGGGGGCAACGUCUCGGCCACUCUGGUACUGUUGCUGUUUGGCAAUAUCCAGUACUCAUGAUCAUAGUUACAAAGAUUAAUGUGUGAAGAUUAGUAAUAGUAACCUUUAG